UUAAAUAUGUUAACAAAAGAAAUUUAAGUCCAAAAAUUCAAACAAGGGUUUUUAAAAUUUCUUUACGUGGAAUAGGAAACAAAAUAAAAUUUACUAAAAAGAAAAUAGAAUGAAGCCGAUCCUUUUGUUCUUUUGUCUACUAGGAAUCAAAUUUGCAGAAUCUGGAUGUCAGUUUGGAGAAAUGGAAUACGCGGGAUAUCCAGUCUCUCCUUUUCCUAUCAGAAAGACAAUUGUGUUUGACAAACCUUUUGCAGAGCGACCUGCUUUUAUGUACGGAAUCAAAAUGUUGGAUGUCAACUUUGCUGAGAACACUAGGGCCGUAGUGGAACUGGAGCACUUAAAUAGGACUCAGUUUACUCUAAUCUUGAAGACCCUUCACGACACAAAGAUGUACGGACUCGGUGCGACCUGGAUGGCCUGUCCUUAACCUAGACUUGACCCAAGUUUUAGAAUACCAUACCUCAAAAAUAGACGAAAUCAUUGUACGUUGUAACGUAAUAUUUUGCAAUAUACAUGUAUAGAGUCAUGAUUUUUUUCUGUAUUGAAGUCUUUACUUGUUUAUUUAUAUAGUAUGCAUAUACUUACCGAUUAGAUAUCUUUGUUUAGAAAGAUAUACAUGUAUAUAAUACAGUUAUAUUUGAUUA
Messenger RNA from Saccostrea cuccullata (small rock oyster), 644 nucleotides. RefSeq lists its product as uncharacterized. Gene Ontology annotation, biological process: cell adhesion. Gene Ontology annotation, molecular function: carbohydrate binding. The record is from RefSeq and is a predicted model, not a curated record. Bases 110 to 427 code for a protein of 105 amino acids. The transcript is spliced from 4 exons. NCBI's taxonomy places the organism in Eukaryota, Metazoa, Mollusca, Bivalvia, Ostreida, Ostreidae.